AAAAAGUGUGAACGAACGGAGUGAGAGAAAUGGCUCAUCAGUAAUGAGUUAAAAACUAUUCAUUCAGCCAUUUAUGCUUUGCUGGCAUUUUUGAUUUUGUAGAACAUUUGUGGCCCCCGAAUACAUACACUGCGGAGAGCAGAAGUUAUUAGCUCAUAGCAAGUGCAAUCUGUGGCAGCAUCUCGGUACAUAACGGUUGUGUGCACUCACACUUAAAGCCCGAAACGUUUGCAGUGUGGAAAUUUCUAUUGCUUAUUUCCUAUAAUUCCACAACUGUGCCUGGAAUUUGUGUAUACGAAUAGGCGGAGGUACUUUCGGCUUGGUGGCACACAUAUGUGUCUGCAUGGCUACAGACGCACAUAUUUAUGCACACGUAUGGUACAGAUUAUUUUCAUCGUCCGAUCAGUAAGUCAGUUGUUUGGUGGUGCUCGAGGCGUUUAGAUCGUUUCGUUGAAAGAAACUAACAAUUAGAAAUCUUAAAAAAAUCAGCUCUAUAUUCCAUUGCACUUUUAUUGUGUUUCUUCUCGGCAAUUUAUUUUUAGCAGUCAUUUGUGACGAGACGCAAACUCAGCUUACGCAACAAUGAAGUUGCUACUACUGCUUUUGGCAGGCUUGCUCUGCACGGUGCAAGUAUUUGCCGAUGAUUUGGACGAAUUCAAUUUGGAUGAUUUGCUUGAGGAAGAUUUCGACGAGAGUGCAGAGGAGUUGCUACGCCAAUUUGAGCAAAAGAAUUCGAACAAGGAUUUGGAACGUGAAAAUGAGAUCGCCGCUCAAUUGAGAGCUGAGGCGCUAGAUCAACAGAACAACAUAUUGAAUCCGGUUGUCGAAAUUGAUCCAUGUGAGAAGAUGCAUUGCGGUGCCGGUCGUGUCUGUCAAGUGCAUGGCACCGAAGCCAAAUGUGUAUGCAUACCCGAAUGUCCCGAGGAGCCGGAAGCACGUCGCCACGUUUGCACAAAUCGUAAUGAAACCUGGCUCUCGGAUUGCGCUGUCUAUAGGCAGAGAUGUCUUUGUGCCACCAAUGCCCCCGGCUGCCUGAAUCCCGAAAAUAGUCACGUUCACAUCGACUACUACGGUCCCUGUCAUGAACACAAGAAUUGCUCGGAGGAGGACAUGAAAGACUUUCCGCGUCGCAUGCGCGAUUGGCUUUUUAACGUGAUGCGUGAUUUGGCCGAACGUGACGAACUCACCGAACAUUACAUGCAAAUGGAAUUGGAAGCUGAGACGAAUAUGACACGUCGUUGGGCUAACGCUGCCGUUUGGAAAUGGUGUGAUUUAGAUGGUGACACUGACCGCUCGGUGUCGCGUCACGAGCUCUUCCCCAUCCGUGCACCCUUGGUCAGCCUAGAGCAAUGUAUUGCACCAUUCUUAGAGUCAUGUGACUCCAAUAAAGAUCAUCGCAUCACUUUAAUAGAAUGGGGCGCUUGCUUGGAAUUAGAUGAGACCGAUUUGAAUGAGCGUUGUGACGACAUUCACAGAAACACCCCGCAAUUGCUUGGUUAAAUUUGGUUGGAUCCCUAAAAAUUCCAGCAACGUUUUUUGAACUUCUAUUUUACGCUGACUUAUUGUAAAGUUCACAUAAAUUACGUGCCUAUCACAUUUAGUGUAUAAAAUCUUUCAACUUUAUGCUUAAAUAUCUGCAUUAUGAGAUUUUAGCUUAAAAUAAUAAUAAAUUUUUUAAAUGUUGUUGCAAGUAUAUAUAGUAUAUAGUAAA
Messenger RNA from Bactrocera oleae (olive fruit fly), 1711 nucleotides. RefSeq names its product secreted protein, acidic, cysteine-rich (gene SPARC). Lineage: Eukaryota; Metazoa; Arthropoda; Insecta; Diptera; Tephritidae. Gene Ontology annotation, biological process: anatomical structure development. The record is from RefSeq and is a predicted model, not a curated record. Gene Ontology annotation, molecular function: protein binding; extracellular matrix binding; collagen binding.